CAACAGUGGUGCUCGAACUUUGACAUUUGAUAGAAGUCCCCAAAAUAUAGAAAAUGAUUCGGAGCCGUUCGCGUUACUUUGUGAAUCAGUACCAGCAAUUUUCAGGGACGUUAUCCAAUGUUGAAUAUUUAAGAGAUCUAGUGAAAAGGGUCUUGCAACUGAUCGAAGAGAAAAGUCCUCCGCAGAGAGCAAGCCGAGAUGGCGGUCUUUAUGUAGGAGCUGGUGGUAUAGGCUACGCUUUCUUUUCUGUAGCGGAGUGCACAGAGUUUUUGAACAUUCGUGAACAAUGCCUUGGAAAAGCCUUGGAGUACAUGAAGGUUAGUCUAGAAGAGGUAUCAACAACGUCUCCCUAUGAUGAUGGUAUUGGGGCAUCAUUUCUCCUAGGACAUGCUGGGAUUUAUGCAGCAUCAGCACUAGUUUUCAAUGCUUUGGGGUGUCAGCAAGAAACAGAACAGUGUAUCCAGAAUUAUCUGGAGAUGGCUAAAAUCUGCCAGCCACUGAAUUUCUUUCGUCCUGGUUCUGAUGAACUGUUUGUUGGUAGAGCUGGUUACUUAUGUGGGUCACUUCUCUUGAACAAAAAGCUUGGCAGGACUGUGGUACCUCCAGAAGUCACCAGACCCUUGUUUGAUGCCAUCAUAGAGUCUGGGCGACAGUAUUCACAGAGUCACCAGUCACAAAGCCCACUCAUGUACUCAUACUACAGGACAGAGUACUUAGGGGCAGGUCAUGGACUUUCAUCCAUUUUACAAAUGCUGCUUAGUUUCCCAGAACAUUUUAGCAAAAGAAAAGAUGUUGAAUCUCUCAUUCAUCAAGCUGUCGACUACGUGCUCGCAUGUGAAUGUUCUAAUGGAAACUACCCACCUGUUCCUAGAGAGGUCAGUCACCAAGAAGAUGAGCUGGUACAUUGGUGCCAUGGUGCUCCAGGGGUUGUUUAUCUUUUGGCCAAAGCUUAUCUUACCUGGAAAGAUGAUAAAUACUUGCAGGCCAUGAGGAGGUGUGCUGAUCUUACCUGGCAGAAGGGAUUGUUACGCAAAGGGCCAGGGAUAUGUCAUGGUGUGGCAGGGAGUGGAUACGUUUUCUUAUUGCUCUAUCGUCUGACCAAAGAAGACCAAUACCUUUAUCGUGCGCAGAAGUUCUCGGAAUUUAUGCAGACAGAAGAGUUUCAAAAGGGAGCAAGAACUCCGGACUCACCAUUCAGCUUAUAUGAAGGAUUGGCUGGAACUGUGUGCUUUUACGCCAAUCUUUUAAAUCCUUCCGAGGCGGUUUUUCCAUUCUUUGAAGUCUUCUAGUGAUUGACUAUUUGAAAUACAUUGUCUUAUAUAAGGAUUGAGGGGCCUUAGAGAUUUCCAGUUAAAUGACAAAUGAUAAUAAGGAAAGAGAGAUUUUCCGAGCUGCAGUAUAGUUUGAGCACAGAAAUUUGCAAAUCUGACUCGUUUUUAGAAACCUACUCAAGCAGCAGUUUUACUUUGGUUUUGCUCUUGGAUCUAAAGCGGCAAGGAAAUGGUUUAAAAAUAUUGUAAAAUUUAAAAUUUAGAGAGUUAUGAUCGGGUUGCUUAAAAUAGACCUUAUCCAUGAA
This is a messenger RNA of Pocillopora verrucosa, 1576 nucleotides long. Its product is annotated as lanC-like protein 3. Gene Ontology annotation, cellular component: plasma membrane. The record is from RefSeq and is a predicted model, not a curated record. NCBI's taxonomy places the organism in Eukaryota, Metazoa, Cnidaria, Anthozoa, Scleractinia, Pocilloporidae. Gene Ontology annotation, biological process: peptide modification; carbohydrate metabolic process.